AUGACCUGGGUCCCUCAACCUCCCCCAAAAGAGGAGUGUUUCAAAACCUUGAACAAAGCCCUCGAGCUAGGCGCAAAUUUCUGGAACGGAGGCGAACUCUACGGCACUCCACAAUACAAUUCCCUGCAUAUUCUCAAUAAGUACUUCACCUUGUACCCGGAAAAAGCAAGCCAAGUCGUCCUCAGUAUUAAGGGCGGGUUGAGGCCCGGUCUGCUUGAUGCGGAUGGCUCGGAGGCAAAUAUCCGUCGCAGCGUGGAUGAGUGUCUGCGGGUGUUGGAUGGGAAGAAGACGAUUGAUAUCUUUGAAUGCGCGCGACAGGAUCCCAACACCACUGUGGAACACACGGUGACGGUGUUGGCGAAGCUGGUGAAGGAGGGUAAAAUUGGGGGGAUUGGACUGAGCGAGGUUGACGCGGAGACAAUUCGACGGGCUCACAAGGUCCAUCCGAUCGCCGCUGUCGAGGUCGAGCUGUCUCUAUGGGAUAUUUCUAUUCUCCAGAACGACGUUGCCAAAGUAUGUGCGGAGCUUAAUAUCCCCGUCGUGGGGUAUUCGCCUCUGGGUCGAGGCGUGCUGGUGGGUGCCUUCACCAAGGUAUCCGAGAUCCCCGAGGGCGAUUUGCGGAGGCAUUUGCCUAAGUUUCAGGACGCGGCAAUGCAGCAGAACAUUAAACUCGUCAAUGAAGUGAACAAGCUGGCCACUCGGAAAGGAGUCGCCCCAGCCCAGAUCGCAUUGGCUUGGGUUCUCAGUUUGAGUGGCCGACCGGGAAUGCCCACCUUUAUCCCGAUUCCCGGCGGCACGACAGUUGACAAGGUUACACAGAACAUGCAAGGAGUUCCUCGCCUCUCCGACGCAGAGUUGGCUGAGAUCGAUGCCAUCCUGAAACAACACGAAGUUGUUGGGAAUCGGUACUGA
Messenger RNA from Aspergillus tanneri, 912 nucleotides. Its product is annotated as aldo/keto reductase family protein. Gene Ontology annotation, cellular component: cytoplasm. The transcript has 2 exons. The record is from RefSeq and is a predicted model, not a curated record. The coding region runs from base 1 to 912 and encodes 303 amino acids. NCBI's taxonomy places the organism in Eukaryota, Fungi, Ascomycota, Eurotiomycetes, Eurotiales, Aspergillaceae.